Dicrocoelium dendriticum is the source of this 3445-nucleotide messenger RNA. NCBI's taxonomy places the organism in Eukaryota, Metazoa, Platyhelminthes, Trematoda, Plagiorchiida, Dicrocoeliidae. The record is from the annotation of a GenBank genome assembly.
GUGAGACCUGGCCCCUUCGGUCUGAAGAUCUGAGGCGCCUUCAAAUCUUUGAUAAUCGUUGUCUGCGAAAUAUUGCUGGUAUCGGAUGGCAUGAGCUUGUCCGCAACGAUAAUGUGCAUAGGCGAGUACUAGGUGGGGUUAAUCAUGCUAGCUCCCUAGAUCAACAGAUAGCACUGAAUAAGUUGCGUUGGCUCGGGCCCGUGCUACGUAUGCCUGGUCACCGCUUACCUAGGAGGGCCUUGUUUAGUCUACCAGGUGUAGGGUAACGCAAGGCUCGAGGUGGACAGAAGUUGACUUGGCAGCGGGAAAUGAAGUUACUGACGAUCAAACUGGGUGCCGUUGGUCCGUCUUGCCUUCCGGGCUGGAGUCCACAUGACUCGCCUUGUGCUUGGCUCGAGGCUUCACAGGACAUGCAACGGACACCAAUGGCGCUUUUGCUGCCAUCUCCUAAUCGGAUUGCAUGUUUAAAGUGUGUUUGUUGCUGAGUUAUCUGCGGGGUAAUGGCUGAUUAUGACGCGUGGCAGUGAAAGCCGCAGAGAAGUUGUCUCGCCGAUGCCGCCUUAUCUUUGUACGAUAGCCAGCUGUUUUUGACGGUAUGUUGUCUACACAAGGUGUAGGCGCCUUGACCCUGAGUGUUUGCUUAGGGCAUUAAGGUUUUCAGGUAAGUCCCCCUUCUCUCCCUCUUAUUCUUUAUAGGUCAUCAUGGUUGUAUGGCGGCGAAGCAUCUGUUCAAAUGUCUGAUAUACUGCUGUUGGUGUUGUUGUUCGUUCACUUCUCAUGUACGUCCGAUUCUUGAGUAUGGACUGUCCGUUGUUUAUCCUCUUUCCAACUUUGAACGCAACUUGAUUGCGAAAGUUCAGCGGGGAGGAUCUAAAUCCAUUAUGGAAUUACGAAAACUGCCUUGCUCACACCGUCUUCAGCGCCUGAAAUUGUUAUCCCUAGCCUAUCGUCGAGAUCACGGGGAUUUGAUUUUCACACGACGUAUCGUUAGAGGUGAACUUGGCGCUGAACUACAGAAUUUCUUUCCACUCAGUUCUUUCAGUUCGACUCAGGGUCACCAUUUAAAUUGUUUAAACAAAGGAGACUUCGGGCCCGUUGUGACGUCACUGUCUACCAAAGUAGUGAACGAGUGGAACAAUCUACUUGUGUAUGUCGUUGAUGUUCAGUCGGGGGAAUGUUUCUAAUCUCGAUUCAAUUCUUACCUUUGAUGGUUCCAUUGGUACCGACUUGCAAUGUCCACCUUGAUCCCUGUGACGAACGGGAGGCGAUGGAGCUGACAAAGGAUUUUUCCUUCUGCUCUCUACAUUCCAAUGACCCAAUGAGCUUUGAGCACAAGUACUGCUCAUAGUGGAGUUCCCCAGAGUCCGGUCAUUAGUGGUUUGCUGUUUUUGGUUGAUAAUUGACUUUGCCCCUUUGCUUGAGGACCCCUUUUGCUGAUAAUUAUCCAUGAAUGUUGUGAUUGAGAACACUGUGAGUACUACGCGGUAACUCGAUUUUUUGGCGUGCCAUACUGAUCGAGCUUUUCAGCUGAAAUAACUUAGAAAACGGUGUUUGAAUAAACACUUGAAACGAGAUUUGACCAUUGUUAAAUUUCUUCUGAUCCAAGAUAUCUUGGAUCGAUUAAGGGGAUACUGGUCAACGCGUCUUUGGCGCCUACUGACACCUUCGAAUGAAGCUUCGUCGGUAUCCGUUGUGUUGGAAACAUUUAAACGUACGCAUGUUUUCCGUGGAUACAACACCUAACAUGUAUUUGGUACGUAUACCGAUCUUGAACGCAUUGUUCAUGUUACUUGUACCGCUUUUCCUCUGCAACACCAUAGCUGAUGACUUAAUUGCCCAUCGAACAGCCACCAAUGCUAUCUCUGAUCGGUUAGUUACGCGGUCGGGUCAAAAUAUCGCUAAUCAAACUGGAACCAGACGACCGAAAUCCGGUUUGCUGUCGGUUUCCGGGGCACUCCCUGCUAUCGUGCGAAAUCCUCAGCAGGAUAAUCCCAGUACUUUUGUUAGCCAGAAGGAGUCAUCCCAUCCGCACCCUGAACUGCCUACUUCCGACGAUAUGAUGGAUGAGGAUCAUAUUCGCCAAAUCAGGACUAACUUCAGGUCAUACGAAAAUAUUAAGUCUGAAUUCGCAACGUUGAAUCUCACUAUCAGAAGUGAUUUGGAAAUCAUGGAUAAGUUACUUAACGAAUUGAGACAGGGUCUCGCUAGUGAAGAACGCUAUCUUACCAUAUUCGAGGACUUGUCGUAUUUACUCCAUCAGGUGGAUAACGGGGUGCAUCUUGCUGAAAAUGGCGGACUUCUGCUGCUACAACCCUUUCUGUCCCACGAGAACUCACUCUUACAAAGAGCCUCUUUGUUGUGUCUGAGUGCGGCAAUACAGGGAAACGCUGUGGUAAAGAUUUCUGCCCUACAAUCCGGGUUAUUGGACAAAUUGUGCUCUGUGUUAUCAUUCUCGUCAUCUCCUACAUCUCCGACAAGUGACGAGUCUUUCAAAGUCCUGUCCGCUGGAUUGACAGCUCUUAGUGCACUAUUGCGGGAUUUUCCAUCCGCUCAACAAUAUUUCUUCUCCGAAGGGAGCCACUCCGGGAUGUCCGGUUUUGAUUUUCUUACCAGAUUGUUUGUAUAUGAGCUCUCAGUUCCGCAAUCUAAACAAGUGGUCAAUCUUAGAGUUCGGAUAGUUACGCUGUUGUCAGAUAUCGCUUUGGAGAGAGCGAAUGCGCGGCAGCAAUCUGUGGAUAAACCUAAUGCGAAGUCUCUGAAGUUGUGGGAAUUGUAUUCUAGAAUCCCAUUUGAGCUACUCUUCUUGCAGUCAGGUUGGUGUACGCGCGCAUGUGAAUUUCUUGUGGCCGAGAUGGAAGGGUUGAUCCAAAAAGAUGUGGGAGCACAUAUGAACCACGACCAGCUUCAGAGGGUACUUUUUGCUUUGCUUCAUCUAUCUCCUAUAUGUGGCAAGCAGUUCGCAGCCAAUGUCAGCACUAAUAAACUACUUUUGAUUCUGGAGCGAAAGUAUCUCGACCUGUCUACUUCAAAAGAAAGUGAAUUUGACCUGUUCUUCACUGACUUACACAAACUAUUAACCGACAUUAUUGAGUUGCUUCGGAAAGCGUCUUCUUCCACACGUAAAUUUGAUGAAUUAUGAUGUUUUAUUCCACCUCCAUGUUUAUUAUUGCACAAACUUUACGUAUUUCGCUACUGCCUUCAAAUGCAAAGCGUUUCGGUGCAUUUUAUUCACUGUUAGUUUUUUAACCGACCACCUUUCUGUAGGUUUCAUUGCUACGGCUUUCUGUAAUUUCCACCUUGUGUGGUUCAUCAUCCAAAGUAAAAGACGUAUCCGAAUAUUCCGCAUGAUAUUCGAACCGCGUACCUCUAUUUCAUGAGGAGAGGAGAGAGGUUAUAACACUAUUCUCCCGUGAUAUCAUCGUUCUUUGAACACGGGUAAUAUCAC